This is a messenger RNA of Wasmannia auropunctata (little fire ant), 1345 nucleotides long. Its product is annotated as UPF0518 protein GK23746-like. Lineage: Eukaryota; Metazoa; Arthropoda; Insecta; Hymenoptera; Formicidae. The record is from RefSeq and is a predicted model, not a curated record. The transcript has 5 exons. The coding region runs from base 245 to 1336 and encodes 363 amino acids.
AGUGAUGUAUCUGUAUGUAGUACAAUGAGUCAUGGAUUGUUUAAUGAAUAUGUAACUCGUUAUCAUAUCAUUCUUAUUGCGCUGUUUUAAUGUAUAGGCGAUUAACAUAUUAAAAGGGACACUUGACUGACUUGACAAUAGACUCAAUCACAUCUCAGUACACUUUGCCCAAGACGAAAAUUGUGAGAUUACGGAAGUGAUAAUUACGUUGACUAUAUUGUGUAAAAUAUACUGUGAAAAAACAAUGAGUUGGAUACGAAAUAGCCCACGGCGAACAAGUUUCAGCAAACAACGAUCCAGAGACUCGCCACCAAAAGAUGCUGAUCCGUCUGCAUGUUAUGAUAGCUUUUGCAAACAUUCACAACAGAUUUAUGAAAUUAUUCUACAUUCUUUACCUCCUAAAGGAAUACCUAGUCAAGAUGACGUACUUGGAGUUGUUAAUCAUAUCGACCAAAUGGUGACGUUACUGAUAUUAGAGCUACGGGAUUCAAAUUUGCAUAAUCAUUAUCAACAGGGUAACACUGCAACGCAUUCUCCAUGUUUAGAAUAUUUGUUAAGUGAAAAUUUGCUUGUUAAGCUGUACGAUUGGAGUAUACAUACAGGAAGAUUUAAUAAUGCUGUAAGAUUGGAACAAAUAAAACUAUAUGAAUUAUUAGUUUCACAUAGCGGUAUUCUUCUUGCACAUGAGCCAGUUAUGAGGCCACUUCUACGAUUGUUAGAAGAAUGUGCAAAUGAUGUUAUGCCAUUAGAAGUAGAAAAAAAAUUAGUAGUAUUGUUGAAUCAGCUUUGCGUUGCCUUAAUGCAAAACAUGGCAUUACUUGACUUGUUUUUUCAACCAACUGCACCUGGAAAGAAUAAAUUCAUUAUAUUUAAUCUAUUAAUACCUCAUAUUCAUCGAGAAGGUGAUGUCGGUCAGCAAGCACGUGAUGCAAUGUUAUUGUGUAUGUCACUUUCAAAAAAAAAUGACGAAGUUGGAUUAUAUAUUGCUGACCAUUCCAAUAUAUGUCCUGUACUAGCUACAGGAUUAAGUGGCCUUUAUUCUUUACUUCCAAGGAAACUCGACAUUGAAACAGAUGAUUGGCAUCAAUUGACACCAGAUGAUGUAAAUGACUUACCUGCACUUACACAACUUAUGAAUUCUCUAGAAUUUUGCAAUGCAGUUGCACAGGUAGCACAUCCAAUGGUACAAAAACAAUUACUUGAAUUUUUAUAUCAAGGUUUUCUGAUUCCUGUCAUGGGUCCGGCAUUGUUACAAGUGAGUAUUGAUUUACUAAGUUAUAAAAGAGCAAUUACACAUAAAGGUAAAUAUAUCGAUGAAAGGAGGCUGCUCCAAUGACCUUGACCU